UGUUUCCUGGCCUUGUUGCGACCGCGGACAGACAGAAGCAAGUGGACCGGUUUGGCGCUAAGCUAAUUCCGUUUCAUUAAAGUCGUUCAUUUUUAAUUGUUUGCACCGGUUUCGUUUGCAGCACUCGCGUGGAUCUGCUUUGGAAAAAUCCACGCCACCGACACACAUUCACAACAUCGGGCUAAGAGGCGGAACUGGGCGGUUUAUUGUAAUAAACCGCUUGUGUCGCGCUAGCAGCGGAUAGGCGCCAGUCGUGUUUGACAACAGCGCUGCUCGCUCGCGUUCCCGGUGUUUGGUGGAUGUUGUGUGCAGCUGCCGACUGAAGCGGCAACAGAAGAAGAAGAAGAAGAAGAAGAAGAAGAAGAAGAAGAAGCAGCAGCAGCAGCAGAAGAAGAAGAAGCAGCCUCAACAUCGAAUCGAAGCUCAGGCGAAAGCAUGGCAGAAUUCCUCGAAGAUCCGUCGGUGCUCACGAAGGAUAAGCUGAAGAACGAGCUCGCUGCCAACAACGUGCCACUUCCGAGCGGAGAGCACAAGAAAGAAGUGUACGUGCAGCUGUAUCUGAAGAACCUGACCGCCCUGAACACCAAGGGCAGCCCGCCGGCGGACGCCUUCUCCAGCGACGAGGAGCUGCCCGCCCCCGUGGUGGCCAACAGGAGCCGAUCUGGAAGAAAAGCGACCAGAAAGACGGACAAGCCUCGCGCAGCGGAAGUGGAGGCGACAGACCUCACCGAUGAAGAUUUAAAACAGCAGCUGUUGAAGCAUGGGGUCGAGUCAGGACCCAUCGUCGCCUCUACCCGUAAAGUGUACGAGAAGAAGCUGCAGAAGCUUUUGGACCAGCCUCCAGCCGAACCAGAACCAGAACCUGAAGUGCCCACAGACCUCACAGCUCUCCCCAAGGCAGAUACCAACCAGAACGGCAACACAAAUUCUGACCAGUACAGUGACAAGGAAGACGAGGAGAUUGCUUCUCCUGAACCAGAGCCGAUUCCUGUGGUAGAGAAGCCCGUGCGGAGCAGAGGGAAAACUCCAGUCACUGUCAGGACCAGCAGCAGACGACAAACCAAGGUGGUGGAGGAAAUCAUUAUUGAAGACACCCCUAAGAAGGCCAGCAAGAGCGUUGUUGAAGAUAUCCUUGCCAAUGAAAUAAGCACACCUACAGGCAUCAGUGCGACCUGCAGGCGUCCAAUCCGAGGGGCCGCUGGCCGACCUCUAAAACCGAGUGAGUACUGGCUGGACGAGUCCCGCCUCCAGCACAGCGUCCACACCGAGACCCGCUCUUACUCCGAGUCCUUCUCACGACCGGGCGGCGCGGUCACUUUGAGCAAAGCCUCAGCCCGACGAGGCUUCCUGUCCGUGUUGCUCAAGCUCCUCCUCCUCGUUGUGGUGGCUGGUUCUCUCUACUAUGCCUACCAGAACCUGGAUGCGGAACAGAUCAACAACCUGAAAGGCCUUCUGGACGGCGUCGUCAUCCCACUCCAGGGUAUUGUGGACAGCGCAGCCACCUACCUGGGCAUCGGCAGCAGCGGUGCUGCAAAGAGCUCCGGCAAGUGAAGACCUCCAGCAGUCCCAUGUCCUGCCCACAGCUCCCGCCUCUCUGCCACCUGCCACAGCACAACACAACUCAAGCAGUAAACUUGGCUUAGCUCUUAUCUUUCCCUACAUGGUUGGACAAACGACACAGAUUUAAUUGGAAUGAAAAACUUUCUCCGCUCUGGAUUUCGCUUUUCCUCCCACCACAAGAGGGAGGUAUAACUCAAACAGUAGCUUCUGGAUAACACUGUUCCGUGGCAGUCAGAAGAGACUCAUUUUAAUGGUGAUUUUUUAUUAUUAUCUGUGAAUCGUUUGUGUCUUUGUGUGUAUUAAACCCUUGUCUGUAGAAACAAGUGCAAAAAUGGAGAGGCCAGUUUAUCCGUGCAUGGUUAUAGUUUUUGAAGGUCAUACUGUAGUUUCUGACGCUGUGUGCCAGGUGUUUUUCUGAUGGUGAAGUGCCUGGACACUGUAAGCACUUGGUGCCCUCCCAUUUUUCAAGCACAAAGCAGCGCUACUACUACCAAUACCAGAAUGUCUUCAUGUGUUUCUAUACAAGCUUCAGAAUUUGCUCUGUAGCUAUAGAGUUAGGUAGAACGAUUCAUUAUUUCGAUGGUGCUCAGGUCAAUUCAGCUCAACCUUUGUGUCGUGGUCUGUGCCGGGAGGAAACACGUGGUCAGGUCACAUCACCGCAUGAGGAAAAAUCAGCCCAUGUUCAAGUUGAAAUGAAAACAAAACUAUUGUCUCUUUUUUUUUUUUUUUUUAAACCUCCAGUAGCUGAUCACUGCUCAACUCAUCUAUGUAUGAGGCUCUGUGGUAAUGAUAAUUCUGGUCACUGUAUUGUUAUCAUUGUUUUUACUGACAAAUAGAUGAAGUCAAUUUACUGUAUUUUUGGCAUCUUGUUUCGAUCAUUACAAUUUUAGUACUCGUUGAGGAAAUGAAAACUGCAGUGUUUGAUCAUAGAUUAUUGCUUUUUCCAGCCCUGCCAGUGUGCCCAUAUGAGUUUACAUGCUUUGGGUUUUUUAGUGCUCUGUUGUGCUUUCUUUUUAUUUUGUUCUGUCUAUUAGAUUUCUGAUCCUUCAGUCCUUAAUGCGGGACUGGCUGUUGGCGCGCACCCACAUAGCCCACAUCUCAGACUGCAUGUGUCCAGACUCCAGACAUGGCAGAUCUACGAAGAAGACACGUGGAGGAAGUAAAAAUGUUUUUGGCACAGUCGAUCGGUGUAUUCUCUUUGGAGCUCUCGACCACUUCUGCCUGUGCAAAUUACCAUAAUUAAGAUGCUGUAGGUUUCUCUUGAGUGGUGGGGGGAGAGGGUUUAUUCACUGGAGGUGAUGUUUAGCAGGGAGAUAUCUUGGGCAUCUUUUUUUCUAUUUUGAUAUUUUUCUAAAGUGGUGUGUUCACCUUUUUUUACAGCACAUUUGAAAGCAAUAUGUGGUACAUGCAAGUGAUACUGCAUCUUAAUCUGAACCUUUUUUGACUUUACACAACUGAUUCGUCACCAGGCAGCUCUCCCACAAUGGACAGAAACGACGGGUUAUGUGGGUAAGGAUUUUUAAUCUGUUUAUUUAUGAUAAUGUAGGCAGUGUAUCAUAAAAUAAACUUGGUUGCUACCA
Messenger RNA from Scophthalmus maximus (turbot), 3140 nucleotides. It is a transcript of the gene tmpob, whose product is annotated as thymopoietin b. Bases 436 to 1551 code for a protein of 371 amino acids. The record is from RefSeq and is a predicted model, not a curated record. Gene Ontology annotation, molecular function: DNA binding. Lineage: Eukaryota; Metazoa; Chordata; Actinopteri; Pleuronectiformes; Scophthalmidae. The transcript has 6 exons.